CACCCUAUAUAUACAUUACCAAGCCAUUGCUUCUGCAACCAAAUCAGAAUUCACAUUUCUUCCUAUUUCCUUCCUGUGAGUGGCACAACAUCUUCUUUCAAGUCUUUCCUCUUGAAAAAAGUUUUCAUAUACAUAAUCAUGGGGAUCCGUUUGCCAGGGAAAAAAUUGCGGCGGUCUCUAUCUGGUCACAAAGAAGUAAAUUCAACACCCUUAGACGUUCCAAAGGGGUAUUUCCCAGUUUAUGUAGGAGAAAACCAAAAGAAGAGAUUCGUCGUUCCUCUGUCAUACUUAUCUCGGCCUUCAUUCCAGGACCUGCUGAGUCAAGCUGAGAAGGAGUUUGGCUUCGAUCAUCCAAUGGGAGGCCUCACGAUUCCAUGCAAUGAAGAAGUUUUCCUCAACCUCAUAGAAGGAUGAUCAAUCCUCACUAGGGAACUCCUAGAUAGAUUAGUCGAUACACUUGACACAAUUUGGUAAACAUAUUUUACAAACGGUGUUGAUCUUUUCCCUUCUUCUUUUAGGGAGCACCAGUUUAAGGAGAUAGAUAGAUGUACAACUGAAGAGCAAUUUAGAUCAAUAACAUUAAUGCUUAUGCAUAUGUGGAUAUCUGUUUUUCCUAGUGAUCGAUUCGUCCUUUUGGUAAUCACUUUGUGCUGAGAGCAAAGAAGUUCAGUCUCUGGUUAUCUACCU
Messenger RNA from Syzygium oleosum, 687 nucleotides. Its product is annotated as auxin-responsive protein SAUR21-like. The transcript has a single exon. The coding region runs from base 139 to 414 and encodes 91 amino acids. The record is from RefSeq and is a predicted model, not a curated record. Gene Ontology annotation, biological process: response to auxin. NCBI's taxonomy places the organism in Eukaryota, Viridiplantae, Streptophyta, Magnoliopsida, Myrtales, Myrtaceae.